UAUUGAGACAUGACCAGAUAUUAUUAAUAGCUAUUUUAAUCAAAAGAAAAUUUAAAUAUAUUUGAACAUUAGUGACAGUGUCACUAAUGUACUUGUUGGUUUCGAUAUCUGAAGUGAGCAGAACAUGCUUAUUUGUUUACUUUUCUCUUUUCAGCUGUAGUCCCUAUUACAGCUAACUGGCUUAAAAGUCGUCUUUUCGAUUCAUUUUUGGGAUUAAUAAGAUGCAUUUAUGUCUUCAUAAAAUUUUACUGUGUUAACUUAUGUUUACAUUAUUAUUUUAGAAAUUAUAUUAAUUUACUAUGCCCUACGAAAAAAGAGAUUUUUGCUUUGCAAAUCAUCCAUAAUCGAUUAACUUCAUGGAUGCUUUUAAGAAUUUACAUUUGUACUUAUUUAUUCCUCUACUAUGUAUAGUGUUUUAUUAUUGCAUUGAAAUUUAUGUAAAUAAAGAGUUCUUGAAGCAUUUAUUUAAAAGCUCCUUUUAUAGAAAUGGGGAAAUACCUCUUUCAGAGUUAUAUUCUUCUGUAAUUUGUCGAGGAACCAAUCACACUGAUAGAAUUUGUCAUUUCAAGCAUUUAUGUUACGAUCCUCAAUCUAAAUCGUUUGUUUUUCUUCAUAAUCAGAAAUCAAUACGAAGUGGAUUACCUCAUGAUAGAUUUUCUCCCACUUUAAUCGAUUUUUCGUCUGUUGAUGAUCAUAAUACUCAGUAUUUCAAUUUCGUUGAAUUACCCGACACAUUUAUAUCUAAAUUUAAUAUCUCCUACUUGAAAGGAAACUUUCUGAUAUUCAAACGUUUCAAUCCCGAAAAUUUAAUGCAUGUAUUUCACGACGAUCUCUUACCUUCUUAUUCUACUUUAACUGAAUUAUAUACAAAUAGAGAAAUUGAGGAAGGCAUUGUAUCAUUUGUAUUUGCUGAUGACCGGGAACCUGGUCCUUAUCGACAUAUUUAUGAAAAUUUUCUCUAUAAGAAACCACUUUACAUUAAAUUGCUUUCAAAAGAAUAUUUAUAUUGUUUUGAGAGAACUCAUAUUGGACUAAAUAAAUAUUCAACAUGGUAUCAAUAUGGCUUUAGGAAACCUCAAGGUGCUCUACCAAAAUCUAAUUUGGAAAUAUCUCCAAUAAUUUUGGCUUUCCAAGAAUAUUUCCAACAAAAAUUCUCGUUAAAAUCGCACGAAGAAAAAAAAUGUGCAGUUUUAUUAACAAGAAAACGCAAUAGGCGACUUUUAAAUGAAUAUGAAAUAAAACUGAGUAUUUUUGAAACUUUAGGAUUAGAUACAUUUGUUAUGAAUCUGGAAGAAAAUUCAGUUUUUCAAAUAAUUGAAAAAAUCAUGAAGUGUCAAAUUAUGGUUGGAAUCCAUGGAUCUCUUUUAAUUUUGUCACUGUUUUUAAAAAAGUUUUCAGUCUUGCUCGAAAUAUUUCCAUAUGGUGUUCCUUCAAAUAUCAGUACUCCGUAUAAAACUCUAGCUGAAAUACCAGGUUUAAAUUUAAUUUAUAGAGCCUUGGAAAAUAAACUUGAAAAGAAUUCUGUACCUCAUCCGGAAUAUCCACCAGAACUGGGAGGUAUUUUGCACCUCUCUGAUUCAGAACAAAGUAAAAUUAAAAAUUCAUUUGUUUCCCCUUUUCUAUGCUGUGAUAAUCCAAUAUGGCUGUACAGAAUAUAUCAAGAUACUUUUGUUGAUAUCAUAUCAUUUAAAAAUGCUUUGAUUGAAACUCAAAAUGAAAAAAAUCAAAGUCAGCUGAAAAGAGAAAUUGUGCACUAUAAUAUUUACCCUAGUACAGUGCGUGACUGUGUUUGCAAUAUUUCUAUGGAUAGUAAAACUUUGACAUUAUAUUGGGAAGUACCAUGGAAUAUUGCUUUUAUGAAUGUCAGUUACAUUGAAUAUGAAAUAUGGGUUCAGGAUACUAGCAAUGAUGAUGUUCAAGCAUUUAUAACCAAGAAAAACUAUUUUUAUUUGAAAGCAGAAUUAUUUGAGAAAACAUAUUAUGUCUGGAUCAGAUGUUAUUCAAAUGGUCUAAUUGGACCCUUUAAUUCAUCACCAUUAAUAUGUCCCUAAUUCAUGUAAAUAAAAACAAAAUAGUAUGCAAUUUUUUUGUUAUAUUUUUCAAAUAGCGAAAUGGAAGGUUGGCAAUUUCUUCCUGGGCACAGUAAGAAACUGGAUGAAAUGCAGGAAAUUAAAAAAGACUAAUAUAAUUGUUUAAAAGUAAUUAAAUUUAAUUUAGUGACAGAGAGUUUAAAGUUUUUCAUAUAUACUUUGGUUAAAUAAAGUAUUUUCAUAUUAUUUAAGACCGAGUAUGAAUAUUCAUACUUAAUGGUAUAUUUGGUUAUAAAAAUUAGUUGACUAUUUGUAAUUGUGAAUUCUAAUAUGUGUUUUUUAGUAUUGUUUAUGUUUAGAAUGUGAUUUGUUUUAUUUUAUUUUUAACAGUUCUUCAUAAAAUUAUAGAACAAGGUUUUACUAUUCUCAUUCACAUAAAACAUUUAAAAAAUACAGUCAUUUUAAUUUCUCUAGAAAUUUGAUAUUUUUUUUCUUUCUAAUUGUU
Molecule: messenger RNA, 2535 nt
Organism: Parasteatoda tepidariorum (common house spider)
Lineage: Eukaryota; Metazoa; Arthropoda; Arachnida; Araneae; Theridiidae
Product: protein O-linked-mannose beta-1,4-N-acetylglucosaminyltransferase 2-like
Biological process (GO): protein O-linked glycosylation via mannose
Cellular component (GO): endoplasmic reticulum
Molecular function (GO): protein O-acetylglucosaminyltransferase activity; protein binding
Source: RefSeq, a predicted model, not a curated record